This is a messenger RNA of Funneliformis geosporum, 137 nucleotides long. The record is from the annotation of a GenBank genome assembly. NCBI's taxonomy places the organism in Eukaryota, Fungi, Glomeromycota, Glomeromycetes, Glomerales, Glomeraceae.
AUGGAAUAUUAUGAACUUGAUCCCAGUCACUAUGUUUCUGCCCCAUCAUUAUCCUGGGAUGGAAUGCUUAAGAUGUCAGGAGUUAGAAUUGAACUUUUUACAAAUAUGACUAUGCAUGAUUUUACUGAAAAAGCUAA